AUGUCUCUCAAGGCGAAGAUUGAUGUGUUCCCGUUUGGGGCAUAUCUGCUGCAAGAUCCUUCCCUGAUGAGAGUCAUGCAGGCGGUGGUGCGGGGCGCCAAUAAUACUAAUAAUAGCGGUAAUAUGAACGAAAACAGCGGUGGUGGCGGUGGCGCCGCGAAUAAACGCCGUGACGCUGGCGGCAAUACCUCUCAAUCCGUGGAACGGCGACUAAAAACGCCACUUGAAAAACUCAUGAGUCUCAAGGCGCGCUGUCGCGAGGAGCAGUGCGUGCACUCGGUUGAGGGUGUUCUUCUUGUGCAUGUCCACGACCACCCGCAUGUUCUUUUGCUGCGACACGCGAACACAAAGGCGUCAGCGCAUUCACGCGUGCUGCCGGCGACAAACACAAAUAACUUGGCGGUAUUUUCUUUGCCCGGUGGCCGGUGCAGGAAAGGCGAGCCGGAGGAGAUAUGCCUGCUGCGAAAACUUGGCAGGGACCUGUUGAAUGAGAAAAAGAGUUUGAUGGCGUCACGGACGGCGGAGAGCGAGUCGUCCGAGAUGGUGGUUGAGGUGGGUGCAUCGCACAGUUUGGCGGUAGCGCCGUCAUCAUCGUCCUUUCGGGUCGGUGAGGCACUUGGGCGGUGGUACAGGCCACACUUUGAUCCUUUUAUGUAUCCGUAUGUCCCGGCACAUGUGGCGGAGAGCGAUGUGAAGGAGGUGCGCACCGUUUUUCUCGUGCACCUUCCACCGCAGAUGCUGCUGACUGUGGCGCAGCGUGACGUGGAACUGGUUGCAGCGCCGCUGUUUGAUUUGUAUGAGAACUCCGCGAAGUACGGCCCGCUUAUAGCCUCCAUUCCGACACUUUUGUCACGCGUAAACAUAAAUUAUUGCAAGUAA
Trypanosoma cruzi is the source of this 879-nucleotide messenger RNA. RefSeq lists its product as uncharacterized. Gene Ontology annotation, cellular component: mRNA cleavage factor complex. The transcript has a single exon. Gene Ontology annotation, molecular function: mRNA binding. NCBI's taxonomy places the organism in Eukaryota, Euglenozoa, Kinetoplastea, Trypanosomatida, Trypanosomatidae. The coding region runs from base 1 to 879 and encodes 292 amino acids. The record is from RefSeq and is a predicted model, not a curated record.